Molecule: messenger RNA, 1899 nt
Organism: Owenia fusiformis
Lineage: Eukaryota; Metazoa; Annelida; Polychaeta; Sabellida; Oweniidae
Source: the annotation of a GenBank genome assembly
CUUCUGCGCAGCUGAAGGAAAAUCCAAAAAUAAAAAUUUGAAAGUGUAUUUAUUUGAUGUUGCAGAUUUCUGUUCGCAAUUUAAAAUGCGUUAAAUGAAAAAAUAAGAUGACCCACCAGGGCUGCAAACAUUUGCGUGAAUUUAAGUCCACAGAUGGAACUGGGUCAUAUCGAAUUUUGGUUUCCUAUUUUGUGGCAUGUUCAUCAACGGAAGCAAGAAAGAGAAAGGCCAAGUCUUGUAUUUGUCACAGCUGUAGAGUCAUAUCCGCACGUCUUCAUUCCUGUCUCUCUUGUGUUUACUUCGGGUGCUAUGGCGGCAAUGACCAUAUUAAGCAACACGCUACAACAAAAAGACAUAAUUUCGCUGUUGAUCUCUCCCAUGGAGCUGUUUUCUGCUUCCUCUGCAAGGACUACAUUUAUGACGCUGAAUUUGAUGAAAUCUUGGCCAUGUCUCGUAAAGCAUCUAAGCAAUCAAUAGGACUUGAUAAAACUUGCCAACCAUGGGAGCCCUCGUGUAUUGAGAAAGAGCUGAUGCAGCUGCACCCAAAACGGCGCAAAGUGACAGAGUACUCAACAAUAGGGCUUCGAGGUCUAAUAAAUUUGGGGAACACAUGUUUCAUGAACUGUAUUGUGCAAGCUUUGACCCAUACACCACUGCUAAGGGACUUCUUCCUGGCAGACAAACAUAACUGUUUAAUGUUGAAUGAAUCUCAACGCUGUUUGGUCUGCGAGAUGUCAAGGCUCUUUCAAGAGUUCUAUAGUGGAGUACGAACUCCGCAUACACCCUACCGGUUGCUCCACCUGGUGUGGACACAUGCACGACAUCUGGCGGGGUAUGAACAGCAAGACGCUCAUGAAUUUUUAAUUGCAGCACUAGAUGUCCUUCACCGACAUUGUAAAGGGAAUAAUGGACUCUCGAAGAGUAAUCCCCACCACUGUAACUGUAUUAUAGACCAAAUAUUCACUGGAGGGCUGCAGUCAGAUGUCACAUGUCAAAAGUGCAAUAAUGUUUCCACGACAAUUGAUCCCUUCUGGGAUAUCUCAUUGGACCUUGGGCCUCCACCCAAUAGUCUUCUGCUGAAUCCUGCUCUCUAUGGGGCCUUCGAACAACCUACCUCACUGAUGAGCUGUCUCAAGAGAUUUACACGUCCUGAGCAUCUCGGUAGUUCAGCAAAGAUAAAGUGCAGUAAAUGCCACAGUUACCAGGAGUCAACUAAACAGCUCACUAUGAAGAAACUUCCUGUAGUGGCAUGCUUCCACCUUAAGAGAUUCGAACAUUCAACGGGUUACCACAAGAAGAUCUCCACAUACGUUGAGUUCCCCGAGGAGUUGGACAUGACCGCCUUUAUGUCAUCAUCACGUAGCAACAACAAUGGUUAUAGCAACCAGGUGGUACAUCUUACAGCUAACGGACUCACCAGUCAACACAAGUAUUCCCUCUAUGCAGUUGUUAACCACAGGGGUACAGCAGAUACAGGGCAUUAUACAUGCUUUAUUAGGCAGCACAAGAAUCAGUGGUUUAAGUGUGAGGAUCACCUGAUUACCAAAGUAGACUUAAAAGAUGUACUAAGGAGUGAAGGGUAUCUUCUCUUUUACCACAAACAGAUUCUGGAGUAUGAAUAGAUGGCAGCACAAUACGCUGAUGUGAGUAGAUAGAACUGUUGCAGUAAUCUGGUGUAAAUGUGAUGAGACCUGGUUAAAUAUGCUAUAAUGGCAAUUGGAUGCACUAAGUUUGUUUUCAGUGAAUGUUUAAAUUAAUGAAAUGUGAGUUGAUGUCAAUCAUAAAAUGUUUCUCAGCAUCAUAUGAGUUGAUAUGCCAGUACAUGUAUCCAAAUGACCUUAUUGUUUGAACCCUGUUCAUAAGGGCAGGAAUAUGUUAAUCUGGGGGUCAUUAACAGAA